This is a messenger RNA of Pocillopora damicornis (cauliflower coral), 2908 nucleotides long. RefSeq lists its product as uncharacterized. The record is from RefSeq and is a predicted model, not a curated record. NCBI's taxonomy places the organism in Eukaryota, Metazoa, Cnidaria, Anthozoa, Scleractinia, Pocilloporidae.
GGACGCGUGUUUUCAAUACCGAGCUGCAGGAAUUCGCAUAAAAUAUCAACAGUCGGAUAUGAUUUAUGCUUCAGAACCCAACAGGGACGAACUAUGUUAUCAUGGCUGAGCUCACGGGAACAAAAGGCGAUCACUCAGCUGUAUAACAGAAACAGUUCUGCUGACAUAGGAUAUGCAAAACACAACCCUUCGCGGUUUGAGACACAGCGAGCAGUAUCGAUUUAACGGAAAAAAAUUUUUUUCAUUCAUUUACCAGAGAAAAGACAGGAGGCAUUGAUCGAGAGAGCAUUCGGCUGUAAUUUCACGCAGGCGUAAAUAGCGCCAAUAAGAUCGCGACAGAGGGUUGGAACGUGAAAUGUUGCACUGAUUAUAAGAGAGAUACCACGCGAGCUAGUACAUAUUUGACAGCGGCAGAGUUCUGAAAAUGGAGGACGAUCUGGAUGAGAGAUCUGCAGAAUUUAGCGAUAAAUUUGAAAAAUAUCAAUUCGAUGUUAAAGGAGAUCAAUGGAACAAAGAAGUGAGAGGGAAGAAAGAUUUUUCGGCAUCGAGUGAAUAUCACAGCCGCGAACAGGUUCAGUCUGCUACUGUCAGCGUUUCUAACGGCGACACAAUGGAAGGUUCCUCGAGGGAGUUUACGAAUGGCCACGCAAGUCGUACGUCAGACAAGAAUGAAAAUGGAUCUGCAACCAGUCUGGAUCAGGAAGAAAGUGAUUUUGCUUCAUCGAAGACGCAACCCGAAGAAUUGCGACAGUUAUGCGAUGUAUUGAUGGAGGAACGAGAUAAGGCGACAGCUUCGCUCAGAGAGCGAAGUGAUGAGGUGUUGCGCUUACGAAAACGCGCAGUUGAAAGUGGACACGAGAAAUCGGAUUUAAAAAUCCGAUUAGCCGAAGUCCAAAGCCACGCAGAACAACUCGAGGAAGAUCUAACAUCCGUUAAAGAAGAGAAUGAAAGAUUGAAAGCAGAGAUAGAUAGGUUGAGAAAUAGGAUUGACGAACUAGAGGUGGAGAGUGCUAACCUUAAAGAUAAAUUUAAAGCGCGCGAAGAUCACUGUGAUGUUGCUGAUGGAAAGAUCACGACGAUCGAUUCGGUAAGCGCAGAUCUGGCGCUUCAGGCGCUGGAGGAAUCAGUUUGUGUUGCAAGCGAAGAAGAAAAGGACAAGAAACAACAAGAACUUGAUAACUCUGCUAUUGCAAAUAAAGGAACAACUGGACUCGAAGCUCAACAAAUCGAGGAAGAAGUAAGUUCAUUCGCUGCACCAGAAGAAACGCCACCGGCGACUGAAAGCGAAAUUGCGCGCGACGAGACAGCUUGUGUUGCAAGCGAAGAAGAAGAGGUCAAGAAUAAGCAAGAACCUGAACACCCCGUUAACGCAAGUGAAGGAACAAUUGGGGUCGAAGUUGAAAGAACCGUUAAAGAAGUAAUUUCGUUUGCUGAACCAGAAGAAACGUCAGCUGUGACUGAAAGCGAAAUUGCGCGCGACGAAUCGGUUUGUGUUGUAAGCGAAGAAGAAGAAGAGGUCAGGAAACAGCAAGAAUUUGAACACCCUGUCAUCGCAACUAAAGCAACAACUGGACCCGAAGCUCAGCAAACUGAUGAAGAAGUAAGUGCAUUCGUACCAUCAAAAGAAACGCCCAUAGCGACUGAAAGCGAAGUGGUUGUCAAGAGAAGAGAAACUUGGCGCACCACUCCAAAUUAUUAUCGUCACUCGUUCGCCGGUAGUCUUCCAAGGCCAUUUCACUCCGUAGAAAUGCAUUCACAACAUUCGCUUGAUCAUUCCUCAAAGCACGAGCGAUCGGAGUCGGUUCAUUCCGACGCAAGCGGCGAGAGCGAAUCGGACGUCCAGGCGCCUCCAAGUAUACCGAGCUUUAUGAGAAGGAGAGUGGAAAAACCAUUCGUGAAAUCAGCUGGACUUAGCCCUGUGCAGUUUAAUUACCAACCUCUCCCUGUGAGUAUAUCGAAUAAGCGCGGAAGUUGGUUGGGAGAAACGAGAGCCCGCAGUGAUAGCCUGCCUACAGCUCACGAAUAUUCAUCUGAUAGCGAAAGUAGCGGGGUAGUAACGAAGAGUCCGUGCGAAUGGGUGGAACGAGAACAAGUCGCUAACACAUUGAACUCUGCGCUAGUAGAGAUCGAUGGAGUAAAUGGAAGCGACAACGCGAAUGAGUUUGGUCGUUCUAUCGACUUUGACGCACAACCGCCACAAUACGCUGAAAAUAUUCGAGAUUCCUCUAUGGAUUUGGCACCGAGCGGUCAUGGAAAUGGAUCAGAAGUCGUGCAGCAUAAUGGCGAAACAGAAUUAGAUAAAGAGGAAAAGGAGAAAAGAGAACACGUCUCUGAUUUAGUGACUUUGUGGAACAGUAGAACAGAGCUGGAGGUUUUCGAGAUUUAAUUACCUUUGAGCGAACUGAAAAUGAUUUCUUCGUCGCCGAUCAACUGUUCGAAAACGUGACUUAAUCAGGGUUCAAUGCGCUAACCCUCAAAACUUGACGUUUGUAAUUUUUAUGGGUCAGAGGAGCGGAAUGUUAGCGGUUAUCACUGGAAAAUUGUGCAAAAUAAAUUAUUUUAUCUUAUCUCUGAUCAAGUACCGAAGAUCGACCUCUAGAAUGCGUCAGAAAAGUCUUUUUCCGAAUUUAUAUUGCUUUGAUGUUGUCGGCGGUUUGUUGAUUUCUAUAAGAGUUCCGUUAUGUAUACAAACCAUUUAUUGUCUAAACCGGCUGUGUGUUAUUACUUUGUCAAAGAAAGGACACUUCUCCUUUAAUUACAAUAUGGCUUUUUUACCAUUUUGAUCAUUUUAUAUUAGUUUUAGAUAGCUACAGGUAAUAUUUAGGGAAGGGAAACUUUGUACUGAGAUGCGGAGUCCCUUUACAUUCGGAAUUUUAAUUUCUUUGAAUAAAAGUACAUUAUUGGCGUG